GGAAAACCCUGUCCAGAGAUAUUAUUAUUAUUACAAAUUUUUAUCGGCUGUUGGAGAAGAAAAUAUGAAGUUUCUGCUUUCCUUCGUCGUUCUCGCUGUUUUCAGCGCAAGUGCCUUUGCUAAGGAGUCUCCACCAAAAAUCCAGGUUUACAGUCGUAACCCUGGUGAGUUUGGCAAAGAGAACACACUGAUCUGCCACGUGAGUGACUUCCACCCCCCAGACAUUACAAUUGACCUGCUGAAGAAUGGCGAGGUGAUUCCAAAUGCAAAACAGACCGACCUGGCCUUUGAGAAGGGAUGGAAGUUUCAUCUGACCAAGAGCGUCUCCUUCACUCCCACCAGCAAUGACAAAUUCACCUGCAGAGUCAGACACCUGAAGGAAACGAAGAACAUCUCCUGGGAGCCAGACAUGUAACCUCCUGGGCUUCAUUCCAGCUGGCGACUGUUUCUUUCCAUACUCGCAGCAAUGAUACUACUUUUUGACCAUCAAACAAUCUCUCAACAGUAAAAUUAACUUCUCUGUAUAUCUGUCAAUAUAGGGCUGGGUGAUAUAAUAAAAAUAUGAUUAAAAUAAAGUCAUGUGAUACUUGAAAACACCUUCCAGAUAUACAAUAUGGUGUUUAGUUUCACUUAGGUUUUGCUAUCAAAGAGGCAAAAAUAUUUAAUGGAAAAAGCAUGAAUUAUUUGAUUCAACAUUCACUAAAGAUUCAAACAAUUAACGAGGUAAUGGAUAGAAAUGUAUUUGUUACAGUGAGCAAUAGUGGCGUAAAUAAAUUAACAUAAAAGAAGGCAACAAUAUAUAUAUAUAUAUAUAUAUAUAUAUAUAUAUAUAUAUAUAUAUUAGUCGUAUCACCCAGCCCUAUGUGUCAUCCACUUUUUAGUUAAUCAAGCAAUAUCUUUACAAUUUAGUAUAAACUAGAAUUUUAUGCGGUUUGGAUAAAUUAAUUACAUAGCUAAUGUAAGUUUUCUUUUUUUUAAUGGUGUAUAAUUGUUGCCUAUCUUCUUUUCUUCUAAUCCAUUAUCUUGUGUAAAGUUUGAUACCUGUCUCUGUUUGUUUUCAUUACCCUUAUUUUAUGCUCCUUUAAAAUGAAAAUGAACUCUAAAUAUUGUUUUCUCUUGGAGUUUGAAUAAGUGCUGAUUAUGAUGUAAAAGAUAAUAAAAUUCUGUCCCUCUCCCCAA
Molecule: messenger RNA, 1179 nt
Organism: Ictalurus punctatus (channel catfish)
Lineage: Eukaryota; Metazoa; Chordata; Actinopteri; Siluriformes; Ictaluridae
Gene: b2ml
Product: beta-2-microglobulin, like
Biological process (GO): peptide antigen assembly with MHC class II protein complex; antigen processing and presentation of exogenous peptide antigen via MHC class II; positive regulation of T cell activation
Cellular component (GO): MHC class II protein complex
Molecular function (GO): MHC class II protein complex binding
Source: RefSeq, marked provisional